AUGGCACCGACAAUACCGCAAUCCAAAAUGAUCCAAUACUGCUUUGCUUUCAUUUGUGCAUUCCUGCAGAUGGGCGAAUGUCUGCGAGACACGCCCUUCGGAGAGCUCCUACGCUUUCUCGGCCUCAAGGCCUACUUGUUCUUCCCAGAAGAAGCUGAGAACUUCCAGGCACCAUCAUUCUCGACUGUCAUCGAAGCUACACCAUCCAAAGAGAUCGAGAAUGAUGUCGAAGAUCCAGAAAGAGCCGUGCCCAAGUCUCCCGUCGUCGAUGCUCCGCCCGAAGAGAUCAUCAAGAGGCUGUCGUCUAAGAACAUCUCCGCUGCGACUAUUGUCACCUGGUAUUCCCCUGAAGAUCCAGAGAACCCAAGGAACUGGUCCGACUUGAAGAAGGCAUGGGUCAUCAUCGUCUUGACCGUCUACACUUUCGUGGUCUACUGUACAGCUUCCAUCAUCACGCCGACAGUGGACUAUGUUAUGCACGAGUUCGACGUCUCCAUCGAUGUUGCCAGCCUAGGACUGUCACUGUACGUGGUAGGAUAUGGCGUUGGACCAAUGUUCUUCUCACCGAUCAGCGAAAUCCCCGCAAUAGGCCGGAAUCCGCCCUACUUGUACUCCUUCAUCCUGUUCUUCAUCAUCAGUAUCGUUCUGGCUGUGGUCAAAAGCUUUCCAGCUCUCCUCGUUCUUCGUUUCUUACAAGGUGUCUUCGGGUCACCAGUUCUGGCCUCUGGGGCUGCUACGAUCGAGGACAUCUAUGACAUCUACUCAGCACCUUAUGGGUAUAUUUGGUGGAUCGCCGCCAUGUACUGCGGACCUGCUUUUGGACCGCUCUUCCCGGCUUGGGCUGUGGCGGAUGACUGGCGGUGGGCUCUGUGGAUCACAGUCAUCAUGGCCGGUAUCGUCAUGGUUAUGCUUCCACUCGUCCCUGAGACCUCGCCUACGAAGAUCAUCCUCCAUCGUGCUCGCCGCCUGCGGAAGGUCACAAAGGAUGAAUCAUACAUGGCCCCAAGCGAACUGAAGCCUCUCAACUUCGGCGCCAACCUCCAAAUUGCGUUGAACAAGCCUUUGGAAAUCACAGUCAAGGAUCCUGCCAUCGCUUUCGCAUGCAUAUACGGAGCGAUCGUGUAUGCCACAUACUAUUCCUUCUUCGAAUGCUUCCCGAUAGUUUACCUCAAAAUCUACCACUUCGACCUUGGGCAGCUCGGCCUCGUCUUCUGCGGCUCCAUCACCGGCGGCUGCGCGGUCGGCCUGGUCAUCUACUACACCUACCUUCGCCACUACUUCAUCCCGCGCGCCCGCCAUAUCCAAUCCACAUCACCAACCCUCCAACCCGUACCACAAGAAGCAUGGCUACGCCCCGGCCUCCUCGGAGUCUUCGGCCCGCCCAUAGGUCUCUUCCUCUUUGCCUUCACCGCCAAGGAGUCCACCCACUGGAUCGUCCCCACUAUGGGCAUCGGCAUCUUCGCGGCGACUAGCUUCGCUGUCUUCCAGAGUCUGAUCUGCUAUAUCCCGCUGACGUACCCGAAGUACGUGGCGAGUCUGUUCGCGGCGAAUGAUCUGACGAGGAGUGCGGCGGCUGCGGUCAUGGUUGUUGUGGGUAGGUGGAUGUAUGAGGAUUUGGGCAUUGAGAAGGGUGUUUGUGUUGUGGCGGGGUUGAGUGGGUUGGGGACCGUGGGGAUGUGGGUGCUUUGGUGGUUUGGGGCGCGGAUGCGGGCGAGGAGUAAGUUCACGGGGUGA
Cyphellophora attinorum is the source of this 1734-nucleotide messenger RNA. Its product is annotated as Transporter mfs1. The coding region runs from base 1 to 1734 and encodes 577 amino acids. NCBI's taxonomy places the organism in Eukaryota, Fungi, Ascomycota, Eurotiomycetes, Chaetothyriales, Cyphellophoraceae. The record is from RefSeq and is a predicted model, not a curated record. The transcript is spliced from 2 exons. Gene Ontology annotation, biological process: xenobiotic detoxification by transmembrane export across the plasma membrane. Gene Ontology annotation, molecular function: fluconazole transmembrane transporter activity.